CUACUCGAUGCGCGCAUGCUCGUUCGCCCACGCCAAACAUGCCUGCACAACCGCAUAGGCUCAAUUCCAAUGACCUGGUCAACUCGCCGGGUUUUCUCGGAGCAGCAGCCCGCUUCUGGCAGCGCUCGUAUGCUUCGGACUAUGUAGGCAUAGCUAUUCUAUUAUGCGGCUAUAUCCCGAUCCAAUUCCUCACCGAGCCCUUCCACCGCAUGUUCUUCCUCGAUAACCUCGCCAUUGGAUACCCCCAUGCCGAAAUCGAGCGCGUAUCAGUCGGCUGGCUGCUCAUCUUCUCCGCCGCCGUUCCCCUUGGCCUCCUCGUCGUAUGGGCCCUUCUCUUCCGCCCCGGCUCCCACAAAGCCCACGUCACCAUCCUCGGGCUAAUCAUCAGCCUGAUCCUCACGAGCUUCAUCACCGACGUAAUCAAAAACGCCGUCGGCCGCCCCCGCCCAGAUCUCAUCGCACGCUGCAAACCCGCGCCCGGAACCCCUGCCCACCAGCUCGUCACAUACAAAGUCUGCACCGAAACAGACCACCACAUCCUGCACGACGGCUGGCGCAGCUUCCCCAGCGGCCACAGCAGCUUCGCCUUCAGCGGCCUCGGCUACCUCUCCCUCUUCCUCGCUGGCCAAUGCCACGUCUACCGUCCUCGCGCAGACCUCGCUCGCGUCCUCUUCGCUCUCGCCCCUUUACUCGGCGCCGCGCUCAUCGCUAUCUCCCGCUGCGAAGACUACAGACAUGACGUUUACGAUGUCACUGUGGGAUCCCUGCUCGGUCUCGCUAUCGCGCACUAUACGUAUAGGAGAUAUUAUCCUGCACUCAGAAAUCGGCUUUGUGCGACGCCGUUUCCUAACCCCGCGGAUGAUAAGGGGUGGGGGAAGGUUAAGGGGGAUGAGGAGAGUGCGAGGGGAGUGCAGGAGUUUGAGCUUAGUGAAUUUGAGGAGGAGGGGGAGGAGAGGGAGAGUGAGGCUAGGUUGCUUAAUGGGGGGAGGAGAUAGGUGGUAAGGGGGUAAUUUUUGGAGGGUUUUAUGUUUUUAGGUUGGCGUAAUGGAGUGGUUCUGGUUCUGAGCACCCGCUUUUUUUUUCAAGCAACCAGAGUCGCUGGGAAUAGGGAUCAGGGCGUGCAGACGGUUUUAACGUACUUGGCUGCUAAGUAUGACAUUUGUUGCACAUGGCUGAUCAAAAAAAAGUGUCAUUUUUGCGAUAUUUACAUUUCUCGGCUGUUCGUCUUUUGAUAUUGCUCAGAGCAGUUUAAAGUGUGUUACUUUGGUAUCAUUCGUUCUCGAUAUGCGUUUGUUUGGACUUGGCCCUGCCAACUUAGUCACGUCUCUUCUUCUUCUUCUUCUUCUUUUUUAUAUGCAUUGAUCGUGGUGCGACUGAGAAAUCUUGUCUUCCAUCUCCCCUGUCUGGACUCCAAUG
Bipolaris sorokiniana ND90Pr is the source of this 1416-nucleotide messenger RNA. RefSeq lists its product as uncharacterized. Lineage: Eukaryota; Fungi; Ascomycota; Dothideomycetes; Pleosporales; Pleosporaceae. The transcript has 3 exons. Bases 39 to 995 code for a protein of 318 amino acids. The record is from RefSeq and is a predicted model, not a curated record. Gene Ontology annotation, molecular function: phosphatidate phosphatase activity. Gene Ontology annotation, biological process: phospholipid metabolic process.